Molecule: messenger RNA, 369 nt
Organism: Tachysurus fulvidraco (yellow catfish)
Lineage: Eukaryota; Metazoa; Chordata; Actinopteri; Siluriformes; Bagridae
Product: general transcription factor 3C polypeptide 1-like
Exons: 2
Biological process (GO): transcription initiation at RNA polymerase III promoter; 5S class rRNA transcription by RNA polymerase III
Cellular component (GO): transcription factor TFIIIC complex
Molecular function (GO): DNA binding
Source: RefSeq, a predicted model, not a curated record
UCUUUUUGUCCCUCAGGUACAGACAUUUACGUUCGAUGUCUAAAACUUUUGAAGCCGUACAGAAAAAAUCCAGUAGACGAUGAUGAAGAUGAUGAUGAGAAUAACGACGACGAUGGGGACGUCCCUGUUAAGAGGAAUGUUCAGGCCCAGGCUCGGGAUAUUGAGCGAGACCUACUGGCACAGGCUUAUGAGAUCGUGGUGACUACAGGACCAAAAGGUAUUUCCAAUACCCUGUUAAGGGGACAGCUGAACAUCGGCAAACUGGAGAGCCGCAUGAUCUGUAGAGUUCUGGAGAGGAACAACAUGAUUAAGGUAACAGACAAACACACACACUACAUAUGUGUCUUAGCAUGUAAACAUCAACUGUAA